ACAGGAAAUUACAUCACAGAAACGGCAAUGAAUAAAAUUAACCGGCGGAAGUAGGUCGUUUUCUCAUUUUUCUGUGCCCUUGUGCGUGUUUCUUUGGCGAAGAAUCCACAGUCGAGAUGUACAGGCAAUUUCUGGCCCUACAGCGUGCCUCAAGGCGCUUGAUCAGCAGUAGUGCCUGCAGGCACGUAGAGAACAAGGUCCCUCAUUACCAGAAGUUAUUUCAGGAGGACAAUGGGAUUCCAGUUCACUUGAAAGGUGGUACCAAGGAUGCUCUCCUGUACAGAUGUACAAUGGUCCUCACUGUUGUGGGAACCGGAUAUUUCUUCUAUUCAUUGAUCGACGUAGCAUUUCCCAAGAAGAACUGAAGUGAAAGACUGAAUCAUGUCCUGCUUUUAUUAAUGUUAAAUUACCUGUUUUACUUGUAAAGUAAAUAUGUAAAUUAUCGGGGAGUUGGUCAUCCUGCCAUAACUACAAGUGGUUUAUGUGAAUAGGAUUAAUAUUUAUUCACUGUACUGUACUGUAACAAUCAUGUAUACCUGUGGAUAAUAAAAAUAAAUAUUCAUUAUAA
Messenger RNA from Conger conger (European conger), 568 nucleotides. RefSeq names its product cytochrome c oxidase subunit 7A2, mitochondrial-like. Gene Ontology annotation, biological process: mitochondrial respirasome assembly; mitochondrial electron transport, cytochrome c to oxygen; regulation of oxidative phosphorylation. The transcript is spliced from 4 exons. The record is from RefSeq and is a predicted model, not a curated record. NCBI's taxonomy places the organism in Eukaryota, Metazoa, Chordata, Actinopteri, Anguilliformes, Congridae. Bases 117 to 365 code for a protein of 82 amino acids.